UGUAUAGGUGUUCUGUGAAUCUAUGGUCUGGAGCAGUCUGGAGUAAACAAUCAUGUCGUGUGGUUCGGGUGGGCUGGUCUUGGUUCUGGGGUUUAUUUUACGCUUGGGGCUUAUUUAUACACCUCUGGCGCGCCCAGUGUCCGACAGAGUCGAAGUGUCAACGCCUAUGAACUCGUGGAGGCGUGUCACUGAAGGACUCUACCUCCAUCGCAUGCAACUGUCGCCCUAUGAUGGAGAUAUUUUCCAUGAGCCUCCUUUGAGCUUACUGGUGUAUGACUACGUCACGAAGGCUAUUGAUGAGCAAUGGAUACCGCUUUUGUUUAUUGCAUGUGACUUGGUGACAGCCUUACUUCUGGCAGUUGGUGCAAAGAAGUGUGUCUUAUAUAUGGUGGAACAGGAGGCCCAGGCCAAGAAAGCAAAGAGUUCUAGGAAUAUUACACUCACCAUGAAUUCAGCAGGUGCAGUCCCAAAACUUGUGCUGGCAGUGUAUCUGCUAUCUCCGUACAGCCUACUAAAUUGCAUUGGCAUGGCAACAACACUGUUUUCCAACCUUCUUGUGGCUUUAUUUUUUGCCAGUUUUCUUCAUGGAGUAGAAGGAGACGAGUUGUCAUCACCAGGAGCCAUAGCAGAAAGUGGGACGGUGCGGCUGCUGCGGAGCUCCGCGGUGAGGAUGGGGAACGGCACCCUCCACCACAAUGUUACACGAAGGACGAGCUGGUGGCUUAUUGCAUCGGUUGUACUUGCUGUUGAAACAUACAAGUCAUUUUACCCUGUCAUGCUUUUGCUCCCUGCCCUCCUUUACAUGCAUGAGGUGAAAAGAAAUUCUAGUCAUCGAAGUACCAGCCUUGUAAUAUCAGCUGUUGUAACUUUCUUGGUCACCCUGAGUUGCCUCCUGUUUGGAUCAUAUCUGGUUACCAGUUCCUGGCAGUUCCUCUGGUCUACCUAUGGAUGCAUAUGUGCUGUGCCUGACCUGACACCUAACAUUGGUGUGUUUUGGUACUUCUUCACUGAAGUUUUUGAACAUUUUCGGGUAUUCUUUCUCUGGAUCUUCCAACUGAAUGCCUUUGUCUAUAUGGUUCCACUGGGCAUUCGUCUAAGGAAAGAACCACUGCUCUUGUUCUUUUUGGUGGUUGCAUUGACUGCAGUUUUCAAGUCCUACCCGAGUAUUGGUGAUGUUGCCCUCUACACAUCUCUGCUUCCAAUCUGGAGACAUGUCUUUCCAUAUAUGAAGCAGUACUUUCUGGUUGGCUGUAUAUUUGUAUCGUGCUCAGCGCUUGCACCGCUUCUCUGGCACUUGUGGAUUUUUUCAAGUAGUGCUAAUGCCAACUUUUACUUUGGCAUCACACUAGCUUUCAACACUGGCCAGAUUUUUCUCAUCACAGACUUGCUGUUUGCUCAUGUCAAGAGGAAAUUCUAUCUUGAAAAUGGAGACCCCAAGGAGCUAGAAGAAAAGAACAUGAAGUUAGAGCUACGCUAGUAGCAGUGGACUAUAGAUCACUUUUUUAACUUAACAUGUUAGUGGAUAGUUGUGCAUUCAUCACCUUGUGUUUGUUUUAUUCAGUGAUGGCACUGUGUAAUAUCACAUUACUAUGUGUGAUGUCUUGUUCGUAUGUUAGAUGCAUCAAAGUGGCUUACUCAACAUAUACAUGAGUACUUCAUGAUAUAGUCACACAAGGAGUCAUCUCUACAGCAAGUCUUAAUGUUUGUGGUGUGUGUUUCUCUUCUGUGUGUCUUGUCAAAACGUUGCACAAUCCAACCUCUAAAGUCUUAAUGCUUACCGCAUAGUUACUUUUUUUUUACGUUAGCAUCACAAUGCUACAAAGUGUGUGUACAUACUGAAAACAUGAUCUAUUUUUUGUUUGUUCAAUGAGCUGGUAUUAAAUUGGUGCCUUUAUUCAGCAUAA
Molecule: messenger RNA, 1904 nt
Organism: Dermacentor andersoni
Lineage: Eukaryota; Metazoa; Arthropoda; Arachnida; Ixodida; Ixodidae
Gene: PIG-U
Product: phosphatidylinositol glycan anchor biosynthesis class U
Biological process (GO): attachment of GPI anchor to protein
Cellular component (GO): membrane; GPI-anchor transamidase complex
Source: RefSeq, a predicted model, not a curated record